Paramecium octaurelia is the source of this 327-nucleotide messenger RNA. Lineage: Eukaryota; Ciliophora; Oligohymenophorea; Peniculida; Parameciidae. The record is from the annotation of a GenBank genome assembly.
GAUGAUAACAUACAUUUAGUAUUGGAAUUUCUCUUAUGGAUUUAGAUGUAUUAUAUUAUCAUUUAGAUUUAUAAAACUGCUGAUGUACAGUCAUUUUGUCACUUACUAAAUUUCUAAGGAAUUUAUACACAAAAUAGUUUAAAUAUUUUUGUAAUGUGAACUUUUAAUUAAUAGUUGUGAAAUCAAAUUUGAUAGAUGAAUUCGAAUCGAAUAAGCCUAACGAAGGUACAGGAACAAUUUAAAUAAAAUAACAUAACCUGAAAACAAUUUAAUAAUAAAAUAUUUUUCUUUAUUUAGGUUAGAUUGAUAAUUAUAUCUAAGUAUGGC